This is a messenger RNA of Myotis lucifugus (little brown bat), 3618 nucleotides long. It is a transcript of the gene RIMS2, whose product is annotated as regulating synaptic membrane exocytosis 2. The record is from RefSeq and is a predicted model, not a curated record. Gene Ontology annotation, molecular function: small GTPase binding; transmembrane transporter binding. The coding region runs from base 1 to 3156 and encodes 1051 amino acids. Gene Ontology annotation, biological process: calcium ion-regulated exocytosis of neurotransmitter; regulation of membrane potential; positive regulation of synaptic transmission. Lineage: Eukaryota; Metazoa; Chordata; Mammalia; Chiroptera; Vespertilionidae. The transcript is spliced from 26 exons. Gene Ontology annotation, cellular component: presynaptic membrane; cytoskeleton of presynaptic active zone.
AUGCAAUUUGAGACAUUGCGCCAGGUCUGCAAUUCUGUUUUAUCUCAUUUUCAUGGGGUUUUUUCAUCCCCACCAAAUAUUUUACAAAAUGAGCUAUUUGGACAAACGCUGAAUAAUACAAGGGUCUUUGAACAAUGUGAGGCAGCCUGUUUUAGAGAUGAAGAAAUACCUAAUAGCAGUAUAUGUUUUGAUUUAACAAACCACCCUGUGACAUGGCAGCCAUCUAAAGAUGGAGAUCGCUUAAUUGGUCGUAUUUUAUUAAAUAAGCGUCUGAAAGAUGGAAGUGUGCCUCGAGAUUCAGGAGCAAUGCUUGGCUUGAAGGUUGUAGGAGGAAAGAUGACUGAAUCAGGUCGGCUCUGUGCAUUUAUUACCAAAGUGAAAAAAGGAAGUUUAGCUGAUACUGUAGGACAUCUUAGACCAGGUGAUGAAGUGUUAGAAUGGAACGGAAGGCUGUUGCAAGGAGCCACAUUUGAAGAAGUCUAUAACAUCAUUCUGGAAUCCAAACCUGAACCACAAGUGGAGCUUGUUGUUUCAAGGCCUAUUGGAGAUAUACCUAGAAUACCUGAUAGCACACAUGCACAGCUGGAGUCCAGUUCUAGCUCAUUUGAAUCUCAAAAAAUGGAUCGUCCUUCUAUUUCCGUUACCUCUCCCAUGAGUCCUGGCAUGUUGCGAGAUGUUCCACAGUUUUUAUCUGGACAACUUUCAAUAAAACUAUGGUUUGACAAGGUCGGUCACCAACUCAUAGUUACAAUUUUGGGAGCAAAGGAUCUCCCGUCCAGGGAAGAUGGGAGGCCAAGGAAUCCUUACGUUAAAAUUUACUUUCUUCCAGACAGAAGCGAUAAAAACAAAAGAAGAACGAAAACUGUAAAGAAAACAUUGGAACCCAAGUGGAACCAAACAUUCAUUUAUUCUCCAGUCCACCGGAGAGAAUUUCGGGAACGAAUGCUGGAGAUUACCCUUUGGGAUCAAGCUCGAGUUCGAGAGGAAGAAAGUGAAUUCUUAGGAGAGAUUUUAAUUGAAUUAGAAACAGCAUUAUUAGAUGAUGAGCCACAUUGGUACAAACUUCAGACCCAUGAUGUCUCUUCCUUCCCACUUCCCCAUCCUUCUCCAUACAUGCCACGAAGACAGCUCCAUGGAGAGAGCCCAACACGGAGGUUGCAAAGAUCAAAGAGAAUAAGUGACAGUGAAAUCUCUGACUAUGACUGUGAUGAUGGAAUUGGUGUGGUGUCAGAUUAUCGACACAAUGGUCGAGAUCUUCAAAGCUCAACAUUAUCAGUGCCAGAACAAGUAAUGUCAUCCAACCACUGUUCCCCAUCAGGCUCUCCUCACCGAGUGGAUGUUAUAGGAAGGACUAGAUCAUGGUCACCCAGUGUCCCUCCUCCACAAAGUCGGAAUGUGGACCAGGGACUUCGAGGGACACGCUCUACGACUGGCCAUUAUAAUACCAUUAGCCGAAUGGAUAGACAUCGUGUCAUGGAUGACCAUUAUUCUCCAGACAGAGACAGUCACUUUCUUACUCUACCUCGCUCCAGAUACAGUCAGACCCUUGAACGUCAUCACAGGGAUGGCAGGGAUUGUGAAGCAGCAGAUAGACAGCCCUAUCACAGAUCCAGAUCAACAGAACAGCGGCCCGUCCUAGAGCGGACCACCGCCCGCUCCAGAUCCACUGAGCGUCCCGACACAAACCUCAUGAGGUCGAUGCCUUCAUUAAUGACCGGAAGAUCUGCCCCUCCUUCACCUGCCUUAUCGAGGUCUCAUCCUCGUACUGGGUCUGUCCAAACAAGCCCAUCAAGCACUCCAGUGGCAGGACGAAGGGGCCGGCAACUUCCACAACUUCCACCAAAGGGAACCCUGGAGAGAAACAAUGGAGUCAAGGAGAUAGAACCUUGUGAAGACGUGGACCCCACCAGGAGAAGACAUUCAGGUGCUAUGGAUAUAGAGGAGAGAAAUCGCCAAAUGAAAAUUAACAAAUACAAACAGGUAGCCGGAUCAGAUCCCAGACUGGAACAGGAUUACCAUUCAAAGUAUCGAUCAGGAUGGGAUCCUCAUAGAGGGGCAGAUAAUAUUUCCACUAAAUCUUCGGACAGUGAUGUAAGUGAUAUAUCUGCGGUUUCCAGGACUAGUAGUGCUUCUCGUUUCAGCAGCACAAGCUACAUGUCCGUCCAAUCAGAACGGCCCAGAGGAAGCAAGAAAAUCAGUGUCUUUACCUCCAAAAUGCAAAGCCGACAAGUGGGCGCCUCGGGGAAGAACAUGACCAAGAGCACCAGCAUCAGCGGCGACAUGUGCUCGCUGGAGAAGAGCGAGGGCAGCCAGUCGGACACGGCGGUGGGCGCCCUGGGCCCCGGCGGCCACAAGCGGCGCUCUAGCAUCGGGGCCAAAAUGGUAGCUAUUGUUGGCCUCUCCCGGAAAAGUCGCAGCGCUUCUCAGCUCAGCCAGACGGAGGCAGGAGGUAAGAAGCUGCGGAGCACGGUGCAGAGGAGCACAGAAACAGGCCUGGCCGUGGAGAUGAGGAACUGGAUGACCCGCCAGGCGAGCCGGGAGUCCACCGACGGCAGCAUGAACAGCUACAGCUCCGAAGGAAAUCUGAUCUUCCCUGGUGUCCGCUUGGCCUCUGACAGCCAGUUCAGCGAUUUUCUGGAUGGCCUUGGCCCUGCCCAGCUAGUGGGGCGCCAGACUCUGGCUACACCUGCAAUGGGUGACAUUCAGGUGGGAAUGAUGGACAAAAAGGGACAGUUGGAGGUGGAAAUCAUCCGGGCCCGUGGCCUUGUUGUCAAACCAGGUUCCAAGACACUGCCAGCACCAUACGUAAAGGUGUAUCUACUGGAUAAUGGAGUCUGCGUAGCCAAAAAGAAAACAAAAGUGGCACGGAAAACGCUGGAACCCCUAUACCAGCAGCUGUUAUCUUUCGAAGAAAGUCCCCAAGGAAAGGUCUUACAGAUCAUUGUCUGGGGAGAUUAUGGCCGCAUGGAUCACAAAUCUUUCAUGGGAGUGGCCCAGAUACUUUUAGAUGAACUGGAGCUGUCCAACAUGGUGAUUGGAUGGUUCAAACUUUUCCCCACUUCCUCCCUCGUAGAUCCAACGUUGGCCCCUCUGACAAGAAGAGCAUCCCAGUCAUCUCUGGAAAGUUCAACGGGACCUUCUUACUCUCGUUCAUAGCAGCUGUAAAACUGUUGUCAUAGCAACCAGCGUUACAAAAAAAAAAAAUCACAGGUCGCUAACCCUGGUAACACUGCAUGCUUAAUGUUGUGUCUUCUGAGCCUGUUUCUAGGGAUACAAAGCGAUCCUGUGUUCUCAGAGGAAGUCGCACACAUUGUGCCCUAAAGAAGGCCCUCCGGUGAGAGAGCAGCGCGGUGGAGAACUGUCAGGUUUGGAGUUCAGUAACACUCAAAUUUUGGUCCAAUCUGAAGCCAUGGAUUAAUCUCAAAGAAUCAGUCAGUCUCAUGCAACAAAAGCCCUUUUCAAUGGCACCUUUAUCUUUUUACCGUUCCUUUUUCUUCAUUUCUCUGACCCCCAAAGCCCUGCUAUGCCACAGAAAUGGAGUGAGCGAUACAGCCACUAAGCCGUGUGAUAAGUCAAGGAGUGAAGUCUAGGAAGCAUCAGGUGAAAAGCAGGAGACCA